This is a messenger RNA of Symbiodinium sp. CCMP2592, 2049 nucleotides long. The record is from the annotation of a GenBank genome assembly. Lineage: Eukaryota; Dinophyceae; Suessiales; Symbiodiniaceae.
AUGGUGCUGCUGGGGAUAUUUUUGUCCACAUCUGCCCUGAUCAUCGGGAACAUGCUGCAGCAUUACAUCACUGAUCCCAUGGAAAGCUUGGAGAUGCGAACCUGGAUGUGGGAUCAUUAUGGCACCGCUUACAAUGCCGCCUACACCUUCUUCGAAGUGACAUUCGCCGGGAAUUGGCCUACCAAUGUCAGACCCGUGUUGGACAAUGUCAGCAAGCUGUACGUGUUAUUUUUCGGUGCAUACAUUAUUGUCGUCGUGUUCGCUCUCGUCCGUGUCAUCACAGCGAUAUUUUUGAGAGAUACUUUGGAGGCGGCGCAAUCCGAUGCCGAGUUCAUGGUCAUGGAAAGUUUGCGCAAGCGAGCACGAUAUGUCCAAAAGCUGGAAGGCAUUUUCAAGGCCAUUGACAAGACCGGCAAGGGCAUGGUCACAGAAGCAAGGUUGAAUGACAUGCUGAGCGAUCCCUCUGUGAAAGCACACUUCCAGUCGAUUGAUGUCGACAUUCAUCAAGGUGUGGCACUUUUCCAUUUGCUCGAUAAUGGGGACGGGGAAGUCACAUUGGAGGAGUUUGUGGAUGGCAUCUUGCGAUGCAAAGGCCAAGCCAGGGCUAUUGAUCAAGUCGCUCUUCAUGCAGAGCUCAAGCAGUUGGACACGAAGCUUUCCAGGAUGACGCGGAUUUUCACCCAAGUGUACCCUACGCUUCUGAGGAAGUCGACUCAGGCAGCCAAGUCACCUACACCUCAGCUGGGAGUCAUGCGGCGUUUGUCUAUGGAUUUCGAGCGUUUGCUCGAGGAUUCCGUGGACAUAGAGGUUGGUGCAGACAGGCCCAGCGAUGCCGUGCCUCAAACUCCUGUCACUCCCAUGUCGGCUUCAGGCACCGGACCUGCACCACAAGCAGAGGCCCCAGUUGCCAAGCUGUCUGGCGCACCAUCGCCAGUUCAACGCCCACCUGCUGCAGCUGAAGGAGGCCAGCCGUCGGGGAGCAAAGUCCAGGGACAGCCAGACUCUUGGUCUCUGGUGGGACUUUCAGGACGAUUGGAGGACAUCUGUCGGGACAUUCGCCGCAGUGUAGAGCACGAGUUCAUGCUGUCAGAGCGACAGCUGCAGGCCCAGUUCCGGGCAGACCUCGAAGCUCAUCGGCUCCGAGCCGAGGCUCUGGCCUGUCAGCAGCAGGCCAAGAUCGAGGCACUGGAGUUGGAUUUGAAAUCAACGACCAAGAAGCUGGAGCUGAAGCAGAAACAGGUUAAAGAGUCAUUUGCGCUGUCGACGCGAGUCCGGCAAAACUUCUUCGCACGGCUGGCCUUUGAACGUGCCUUCCGCUCUUGGCAGGCACAUGCCGUACAGAUGAAGGAGGAGCAACUGCAGAACAAGCUUGCCAGCUAUCAGCAGGGCCAGCGCUUGGUUGCAGCCCUGUUCACCUCCUGGCGGCAAGAUGUGCAGAGCGGCAGUCGCGAGAGACUCAUUGCCCAUGAGCGCGCUGCUGCGGGCGCCGUCCGUGCCAAGCUUUUCGAGCAGAUGGAAAAUGAGCGUGCGCAGCUCCUGUCACAGGUGGAGGAGUUGAAGCGGCAGCUCUCGGAGGAAGGAAAGCAGAGAGCGCUCCUCCAGGACAACUUGAAGCGUGUCUUCAUGCGAGGCGUCUGCGCUUUGAACUUCGAGGCCAUGUCCCUACUCUCGGAUCCUGGUGCUGGUGGUAGCGUCCUUUCAGGCGCACCAGGGGCGGCCACCAUGGAAGGCCUCCUUGCUUCCGAGCCGGCCAGCGCUGAGCCGGUGGCACUUCCUUGCGGCGCGAACGCCAGCUGUCACGGUGCGCCAGCAGCACCACAGGCCCUGCCAGCGCAGGACGUGAGUCAACCGCCAGCGAAGCCAUCAGAAGGCAUGGCGCAGGAAGAGGAGGCUUUGCAGCCGAAGGUCAGCCCAAUACCGACACCAUCGCCUUUGCCUUUUGUCUCCUACACGGGACCGUCCGCAUCAGUGCCUCGGCUGCUGCCCGGUCCAACAGAUGAAGAAGAGAAGAGGGUGAGCAGAGAGAUGACAUCAAACGAGAAGACAUGA